AUGAACUUGUUUCAACACGAAUUGAAAAUUCGAUCGGUGAUCGGACGCUACGGUGGUUCACAAAAGUCGGUCUCGUUCAACAUCGCAAAUCCGACUACUGGUUGCCAGAAGAAGCUCGAGAUCGAUGACGACCAAAAGCUUCGUGCCUUUUACGACAAGAGGCUCUCUCAGGAAGUUAGCGGAGAUGCUCUUGGCGAGGAAUUCAAGGGGUAUGUCUUCAAGAUCAUGGGAGGAUGUGACAAGCAAAGUUUCCCAAUGAAACAGGGAGUUCUCACUCCUGGGCGUGCCCUCCUUUUGCUUCACCGAGGUACUCCUUGCUUCAGAGGACACGGGAGGAGGACUGGAGAGAGGAGAAGAAAGUCUGUUCGUGUCAUUGUGAAGAAAGGUGAAAGCGAUCUUCCUGGGCUUACCGACACCGAGAAGCCAAGGAUGAGAGGUCCCAAGAGAGCAUCAAAGAUCCGCAAGCUGUUCAACCUUGGAAAGGAGGAUGAUGUCAGGAAGUAUGUUAACACUUACCGCCGAACUUUCACAAACAAGAAGGGUAAGAAGGUUAGCAAGGCUCCUAAGAUCCAGAGGUUUGUGACUCCGUUAACUCUACAGAGGAAGAGAGCUAGAAUUGCUGACAAGAAGAAGAGAAUUGCCAAGGCUAACUCUAAUGCAGCAGAGUACCAGAAGCUUCUUGCCUCCAGGCUUAAGGAACAGCGUGAUCGCCGCCGUAGUGAGAGUUUGGCCAAGAAGAGGUCUAGGCUAUCUUCCGCUCCUGCUAAGCCACUUGCUGCUUUUUUUUUUUUUUUGGUCAUAGUGCCACUUGCUGCUUAA
Arabis nemorensis is the source of this 819-nucleotide messenger RNA. Lineage: Eukaryota; Viridiplantae; Streptophyta; Magnoliopsida; Brassicales; Brassicaceae. The record is from the annotation of a GenBank genome assembly.